Molecule: messenger RNA, 1044 nt
Organism: Brachypodium distachyon (stiff brome)
Lineage: Eukaryota; Viridiplantae; Streptophyta; Magnoliopsida; Poales; Poaceae
Exons: 5
Coding region: 1-1044 (347 amino acids)
Source: RefSeq, a predicted model, not a curated record
AUGGCCCCGACCGCUCGGGGGGUCUUCCGGGGCUUCGCGCUCCGACGCAUCCCCCAGAAGGCCGAUUCGUCGGCAAACACCGGCAAGAGGGGGAGGGACGAUUCUCCGCCUGCCACACCGAGCAAGAAGGCGCGCACAGACGCCGGCUGCGGCGCCGACUCGGCUGGCACAGUGGCCAGUGGCGUCGCGCCCGCAUCUGCUGGUGACCCAGCCCCAACGGAGGUGGCGCCGGCAACAGGCGACGCUCCGCCCGCAACAGGCUUCUCGGCGACACCUGCCGAGGCGGAGGAGGAGGGGAAGACUCUCCCCGCAACCCCAGUGGCCCCGCAAGGCCCAAGCGCGCCCGCACCGGAAGUGGGCGCUACGGUGGUUGACCUCGACUCCGACGUCGAGGUUACGGGGAUGGCGGAGGAGCCGGAGGCAGCCCCCACGCCAAGCCCUGCUGCGCCGGCCGCAGCGGCAGCGGCGACCGCCGCCGCCACCGGGACGGCGUCCGGCGACGCGCCAGCGGAAGCCUUGGAGGAUGCGGCCACACCGGUCGUCCCAGAAGAGGAGCUCCACCGGCAACUGGAGGCUCAGCGCGCCGAGCUCCAGGAAGCUCUAGAUUCGCUGGUGGCGGCUCAGGCGGAAACCAAGAAGGAGCACGCUGAGGUGCUCGCUGCGGCGCAGGCUCGGAUCAACGAGAAGAGUGACUUGAUCGCCAACUAUCUCGGUGAGAUCCAAGGCCUGCGCAUCAAGUUGGAGGCGCAGACCGGGGCCACCGAAAGUGCGGUGGACGCGUCAGCCCGGCACAAGAUCCAGCUCAACGCUGCCAAGGACAAAGUGGCCCGGCUCGAGACCGAGCGGGCCACUGUCCAGGAGGAGCUCGCCAAGGCCGGCGAGGACAACACAACCCAGGCAGCGGAGCUCGCGUCGCCGGCGAGCCACCUUCGCAAGGCCCAGAAGGCCGCGCACGACGCCCGGCUCCACCACGGCACGCUGACCGGGCAACGGCAGCUGGAGACCGAGAAGCUGCUCAAGAUCGCCCAUGCGCUACCUUUUUAG